Molecule: messenger RNA, 486 nt
Organism: Pteronotus mesoamericanus
Lineage: Eukaryota; Metazoa; Chordata; Mammalia; Chiroptera; Mormoopidae
Gene: IQCF3
Product: IQ motif containing F3
Exons: 3
Coding region: 1-486 (161 amino acids)
Molecular function (GO): calmodulin binding
Source: RefSeq, a predicted model, not a curated record
AUGCAGACAGACCCCUCCCAGGGUGGGGGUGCUGGCCUGGGCAAGUCCCGCCCAAAUAAGGAGGAAGAGGAGAGGCUGCGGAGGAAGCUCCUUGAGCAGCAGCGUCUGAAGGCGCGAGCCAAGGCGGCUGGCAGGAUCCAGGCCUGGUGGCGUGGCACCCUGGUUCGCCGGACCCUGCUGGUGGCCGCCCUGCGUGCCUGGAUGAUUCAGGUCUGGUGGCGGGCGCUGCAGUGGCGGCGGGUGCAGAAGCUCCGGCAGGCCCUGCUGAAAGCCUACGUGAUCCAGGAGCGGGCGGCGGUCAGGCUCCAGUCCUGGGUCCGCACGUGCCAGUGCCGAGAGCGCUACUGCCAAGUGUGCAACGCCCUCUGCCUCCUCCAGGCCCCCAGGCACUGCCUCCCCUUGCUGGCCGAGGACAGGCCGCGGGUGGAGCCCGCCGCGGCCGCUGCCAAAAGGCUGGAGUUCCACGUUGAAAUCCUGUCCAUCUGA